Marmota flaviventris (yellow-bellied marmot) is the source of this 1769-nucleotide messenger RNA. The record is from RefSeq and is a predicted model, not a curated record. NCBI's taxonomy places the organism in Eukaryota, Metazoa, Chordata, Mammalia, Rodentia, Sciuridae.
GCCCAGCUGACCCUGGGACUUUGCCCUCCUGGGCCUGAGACACCCUGCACCUGUCCCUCUGGAGAGCCGUCAUGAGAGCCUCAGCCACCCUCCUCGCUGGGGCUCUGGCCACCCUCCUGGCUCCAGGGGCUGGGGUGCCCAUCCGAAGGCAGGACCGCCAGAACAAGCUGCUGCUCGUGUCCUUCGAUGGCUUCCGCUGGAACUACGACCUGGACGUGGAGACCCCCAACCUGGACGCCAUGGCUCGGGACGGGGUAAAAGCUCGCUACAUGACCCCGGCUUUCGUCACCCAGACCAGCCCCUGCCACUUCACGCUGGUCACUGGCAAAUACAUCGAGAACCACGGGGUUGUCCACAACAUGUUCUACAACUUCACCACCAAGGUGAAGCUGCCCUACCACGCCACACUCGGCAUCCAGAGCUGGUGGGACAAUGGCAGUGUGCCCAUCUGGAUCACGGCCCAGAGGCAGGGCUUGAAGACCGGCUCCUUCUUCUACCCUGGUGGGAACGUCACCUACCAAGGGACCGCCGUGACGCUGAGUCGGAAGGAGGGCAUUCUGCACAACUACAAAGACGAGAAGGAGUGGAGGGCCAACAUCGACACGGUGAUGCGGUGGUUCACAGAGGAGGACCUGGCUCUGGUCACUCUCUACUUCGGGGAGCCGGACUCCACGGGCCACAGGUACGGCCCAGAGUCCCCGGAGAGGAAGGAGAUGGUGAGGCAGGUGGACAGGACUGUGGGCUACCUCCGGGACAGCAUCGAGCGCAACAGCCUCGCCGGCAGCCUCGACCUGAUCGUCACGUCUGACCACGGCAUGACGACCGUCAACAAGACAGCCAGCGACCUGGUGGAGUUCCACAAGUUCCCCAACUUCACCUUCCGGGACAUCGAGUUCGAGCUCCUGGACUACGGGCCGAACGGCAUGCUGAUCCCCAAGGAGGGGAGGCUGGAGAAGGUGUAUGGUGUGCUGAAGGACGCCCACCCCCGGCUGCACGUCUACAAGAAGGAGCAGUUCCCCAAGUCCUUCCACUAUGCCGACCACCCCAGGAUCGCCCCGCUGGUCAUGUACAGCGACCCCGGCUACGUCAUCCAUGGGAGAAUAAACGUCCAGUUCAACAACGGGGAGCACGGCUUCGACAACAAGGACCUGGACAUGAAGACCAUCUUCCGGGCCGUGGGCCCCAGCUUCAAGGAGGGCCUGGAGGUGGCGCCCUUUGAGAGUGUGCACGUGUACGAGCUCAUGUGCCAGCUACUGGGCAUCGUGCCUGAACCCAACGACGGGGACCCCGACACCCUGAAGCCCAUGCUGCGCUCGAGCGGAGGAGGGCCACCCUCCCCCGCCCCGUCCACAGGAGGGCCACCCUCCCCCGCCCCGUCCACAGGAGGGCCACCCUCCCCCGCCCCGUCCACAGACCCAGGCUGGCACAGGCACACAGAACUGCCCUCGGGGUCUGCUCUCCUGCCGAAGGGGCAGCCUCCAUUGAUGUCGGCACUGCUGGGCACCCUGACUCUUCUGGCCAAGGUCACGGAGCACCGGCAGGGACACAGAGAGCCCCCUUUGUCAGGUGGCCCCGCCCCUUUAGAGCCGGCUCUGGCGCUGUCACCAGGAGGCGGCGCUCGUGCGCUCCUCAACGCCUGCGCGAGCUUCCUCCAGCCGCUUCGGACGUACCGAGAGGAACUGGGAUCCGUCUUUUCCUCCGCUCCUCCGGCCUCUGCAGCGCCCGCAGAGCUGCUGGAUCAGCCCGGGGAGGGGGCGGAGGACCGCUGA